Molecule: messenger RNA, 1440 nt
Organism: Rubroshorea leprosula
Lineage: Eukaryota; Viridiplantae; Streptophyta; Magnoliopsida; Malvales; Dipterocarpaceae
Source: the annotation of a GenBank genome assembly
GCUCAUUUGUUUCUCCGCUGCAACUCGAGAGAAAAAAAAAAUGGGAACCCGGCACCAGCCUUUGAGAAACCGGUAGAAAGCUUUAAAUUCCUCAUUCUUUCUUGUUCAAUCACAAGAUUUAGGAGCUUAGAAACCUUCUCCCGCUGCUGGAAUUUCCAGAUCUGCUCUGCUCCUCCUCUUCACCGCCGGCUGCUCCUGCUUUGUGGGGGGGCGAAUUGCUUUGAUUUUUAGAAUUUUCCUUCCUUGCCGCCGGCUCUUCCUCAAACUGCAACUCCGGUUUUUGCUGGAAAAUUCGGGUAUGGACAGCCCCUUUGAGCCUAAAAUUAUCCUUUAAUUGCUGGAUUUUGUCCGUUAAUUUGCUGCCCUGAAUCUUGAAUUUUCUGCCUUUGAUUUGCCCUUGUACUGUUCGUGAAUUUCUGUUGAAAUGGGGAAUGAAUUUCGGUAGUAAUUGGAGCAUAAUUGAGCUUAAUUCAUGUAUAAAUUGCUUGAGUUGGUUGCUGUAAUUUUUGGAAGAAAAUCCAGUGUGUUUAGCCCCUGUUUUUUUUUUUUUGCCAAAGCCGUGCUCCUCCCUUUUUGCUGUGAGAAUUGGAGAAUUUUGUAUGGGUGAUUUUUCAUAUACAUAACCCGAUUGUAGUGUUCAAUUUUGGAGAGAAAAAUAAAUAAAUCUCGUGACUUGUUGUGUUGCCAAGCCCUGUUUUUCCCAUUUGUUUGUCCGGGAGUCAACUUGGGAAAAAAAUUGGAAUUGAAAUAAAAGCCUUGUUCCCCAUUGUUUUAUCCGUGAGAUUGGGAAACCAUUUAUAUAUGUAUUUGUGUAUAUAAAUAUAUAUACACAAUCCGGUCAAUGAAAUUGCUUAUAGAAUUAAUUCUGGAAUAUUUUGAUUAGGUUCCUGAUUGUUCUGUCAAUUUAACACUGAGAUCGAGUUUUCAGUUUAUGCGAGUGAGAUAAGUAAAUUUAUGGUAAUGCCCGUACUGUUUUUAAAAGCAUGUUUUGACUUGUUUUUGAAGUGGUGGCGGGACUAAACCCAUUUUAUACAAAAAAGGAGCAUAAUUGAUUUGAAAUAAGAUUAUUAUUCUUUUUAUUGAAUUGAGCAUACCUACUUGAAAUUUAAUUGAUUGUCUUGAUGAUUUGAAAGUGAUUGGUGAAUUAUGAUUUUUCUGUUAACUUUUGCCUGUUUUGUCUCCGAUAUAGUCAUGUUUUACUGUGCCCGCUAGUGGGAGGUUUAUAAACGCUAGCACAUGUCGACAUGUUAUUGAUAGAACCGGUUCGUUCAACCCUGCUAGUGGGGGUUAUACACCAGCAAAUAGUGUGCCUGUCAGUGGGAGGUUUAUAACACUGGCCAUGACCUAUAGAGGAGACGUCUAUUUCAUUCCCAUACUGUAUCUGUUUUCGUGAUUAUACUUGUUGGCAUGCUAUAAGUUUAAUUAAGGGCAAUCCAUAUU